Molecule: messenger RNA, 1234 nt
Organism: Rubroshorea leprosula
Lineage: Eukaryota; Viridiplantae; Streptophyta; Magnoliopsida; Malvales; Dipterocarpaceae
Source: the annotation of a GenBank genome assembly
AAUGGCAUUUGAUACAUUGAUUUGCUGUGAUAAUUAAUCUUGAACUUGGUGAUACUUGGGAUCGUCAUAGUAAUCUCUUGUUACUGUGCAAAGAGAGCCAGAAGAGCUAUAGUGAGUGAUUUGCGGAGCGUAGUUGCUCGGCCGGUGAGUCAACCCCAUCAUGUGGUUCAAGUUUGGGAGGUUGAUGCACCCACCAUGAAGUUCCUACAAGAAAUGGCGACGGAGAAGCCGGUAAGAUUCACUGCUCAGCAGCUUUGUGCAUUCACGAGCAAUUACUCGACCAAGUUGGGAUCUGGGGGAUUAGGUGUAGUCUCAAAGGGCAGUUUCCGAAUGGGGUCAAGAUUGCAGUCAAGGUGCUUGAGAGAAGUUCUGAGAGAGCAGCAGAGGAGCAGUUCAUGGCGGAGGUGGGCACAAUUGGAAGAACAUACCAUAUUAAUGUGGUUAGACUUUAUGGUUUUUGCUAUGAUCACUAUAUGAGUGCGCUUGUAUAUGAAUUCAUGGAAAAUGGAUCACUUAAUAAAUACUUGUUUGGGGAGAAGGGGAUGAUUGAGUGGGAAAAAUUACAAGAAAUCGCAACAGGGACGGCCAAAGGUAUUGCUUAUUUGCAUGAAGAAUGUCAACAAAGAAUCAUUCACUAUGAUAUAAAGGCUGCAAAUGUACUCCUUGAUGCAAACUUUUUCCCUAAAGUUGUUGACUUUGGGCUCUCAAAGUUCUGCAAUACGGAUUUUACCCAUGUUUCGAACACUAGGUAUAGGGGAACCCCUGGUGACUUUGCCCCAAAAUAUUUGUUGAAGAAUGAUCUCAUAACUUAUAAAUGUGAUAUGUAUAGUUUUGGAAUGUUGUUUGAGAUUGUUGGGAGGAGAAGAAACACAAUUAUGAGUUCAUUUGAAAGCCUUGAUUGGUUUCCUAAACAUGUAUGGGAAAAAUAUGAGAAAGGUAAAUUGGCUGAAAUGACAAAGACCGGUGGGAUUGAAGAAAAGGAUAGAGGAAAAGCAGAGAGAAUGUUCAUGGUAGCAUUAUGGUGUGUUCAAGAUUCACCCAAGGCAAGGUCACCAAUGAGUACAAUAGUGAAAAUGCUAGAAGAGGAGUGGCCAUCAUGCUGCCUCCUAAACCCUUUCAUUAUCUGUACUCAAUGGAAAUGAAUUUGCUCAAGCCAUUUGCAAUUGCAAUUGGUUUGAGUUUUCUCCUCAAGUGAAGAAUCUAAUUCUUAUUGGUAUAAAGAGAUCACAUCUAU